ACCUGCGAAAGAAGCGCGGUCACGUGACUUUGCAGAAGUGCCGCCCCGAGAAUCUAUGGCUACUAUGGGAUUUCUCAGCGACGGGGAGACGAGAAGACGGUCAGGAGGCCCUCGGGGGCGGGAGAACUUUCUGAAUCUAAUUUAACGUGGGGGCGAGGGAGGUACCUGGCCUGCUUGUUACAGGCCGAAGGCUUGGCGCAUUCCUUCCCCCUCUCCCUCUCUAGCCGCACUAAUAAAUCACUGUAACAGGGCAGUUCUCAUAAUUCGGUCCAAAUUGUUCAGUACUAGGCUGUUGGGCACCGCUGAUACGAGUCUUUCGCCAGCCCAAAGUUUUAGUGGCACUGAAUAACUGUCCUAGUCGGUGGGUCUCGCGUGUGAACACGCUCAUGUCUAGAGCUUAUGACACAGGAAUUUAAAAUGGAUGAUGAAAUGCAAUUAAUAUUUAUUCUGCUUUGUUGGCAAUAUUCAAAUUGAUCUCUUCAACUGUGAGUUCACCUUCAUUGAAUAUUCUGGAAUUAGUCAACAUACCAUAUCUGCGGUUUAUUUGGUACUUUGAAUGGCUGUUGGAAAGGAAUGUACAGUCUGAUGGCCAAUUGCUGCAGCUGGCUAAAGCGGUGGCGAGAACCCAUCAGGAAGGUGACAUUGAUCAUGGUGGGUCUUGAUAAUGCUGGGAAGACUGCAACAGUAAAAGGAAUCCAAGGAGAAUCGCCUGAAGAUGUGGCUCCAACAGUUGGCUUUUCUAAAAUUGAACUUAAACAACGAUGGUUUGAAGUCACAAUUUUUGACUUGGGAGGUGGAAAACGUAUCCGGGGCAUUUGGAAAAAUUACUAUGCUGAAUCCUAUGGAGUAGUAUUUGUUGUGGAUUCAAGUGAUGUGGAAAGAAUGGAAGAGACAAAAGAAACAAUUUCAGAAGUUCUAAGACAUCCCAAGAUAUCAGGGAAACCUGUAUUAGUAUUAGCAAAUAAACAAGACAAAGAAGGUGCCUUGGCAGAAGCAGAUGUGAUUGAAUAUUUAUCUCUUGAAAAACUUGUCAAUGAACACAAAUGCCUCUGUCAGAUUGAGCCUUGUUCUGCUAUUCUGGGCAAUGGAAGAAAAAUUGACAAAUCGAUAAAGAAAGGUUUACUUUGGCUGUUACACACUAUAGCAAAAGAUUUUGAUGUCUUACACGAAAGAAUUCAGAAAGACAUCACAGAACAAAAAGCCAUUGAAGAGCAAGAGAAACGAGAGCGAGCAGAAAGAGUGAAAAAGAUAAGGAAAGAAAGAGAACAGAAAGAGAAAGAAGACAAUGAACGGGAAAGAAGGAGCAUUUUGGAUGAAGAAGACUCUGAGCUUGUAACUGGAAACCCAUUUCAGCCCAUAUCAACUAUAAUCACUAAGAAUGAAAAUAAAAUUGAAAAAGAGAAGAAAAGGCAAAGGGAGGAGAAUGAAAAGAUUGCUAUUGCCUUGAAAACUAAAACAAAUCAGGAGAUAAUAGAUGUUCAGAGUCUGAACAGUGAACAAUCCAACGAACAGAGACUGAUAGAAAACUAUAAAUCUGUACUAACACAACAAGUGGAACACGAAGAUGAGAAUGACCAGCAAAUCUCAGAAAGUCUUGACUCUGGUGAUAAUGCCACUUUGAAUCCAGGAACAGAAAACAGUAAAAAGAAAGCAAAGAAGCUAAAAUUAAAAAGAAAUCGAGUUGAACCAGUCAAUACAGAAGAAAUUGUUUCCCCACUUCCUACUCCAAUUGCAACUCAUACACCAAUUGGAUGGGAAACACCAAAAAUUAACAGAAUUCAAAAACUUGAGCCCCUUGGUGAAACUCAUCAUAAUGGAGUAUAAAGAAAAGAAAAAGAGAGAAAGGACAGAAAAAAGAGAUUUCUAUGGAAAGCCAUUGCCACCACUUGCUAUACAUCAAAGACCUAACAGCGAUAUGCAUGGUGUCAUUUCUUAACUAGCAGUCAUUUUGUAGCUUUCAAGAGGAAUCUAAAAUAACAUUACAUUAGACAUUGCUUUCUUUUUUGAAGAGAUACCUGCUAUUCUUACAAGUUGUUGGGCUUCACAGUUACAUUGGGAUUCCUGGUAAGGAUGAUUCUUCUAAACGUUAACAAUCCUGCUUCCUCAAUUUACCGGCUGCUCUUCAAAGGUGAUACGCAACAAGGAAACUCAUACAAGUAGAAUUCUUGCAAAAGAAAUGACAACAGGAUAUUUAUUUCCCUUGCUGGAAAUAAUAUUCUCAAGACCAAACUCAACUUGAUUAUGCAUAUACAUGCUUUCCGUUUGGCUAAAUAGUUUUCUAUAUUCAACACUGAGGUUUUUUUAAAAGUACAUGCAUGUUCAAAACAGAAACUGUACAUUUAAACAAUUUGAUAUAUUUUUAUAAUAUUUUGUUUUUAAGAAAUUAUUUAGUCAGCAGAACUAUUUUGACAUACUAAAAUGCCUAUCUAUAUUCAUAAGCAUCUGGUACAUUUUUUUUUGAAAAGCAAUAUGUGUGAUUUGCUUCACAAUUUGUCUAAUUGUUAAUUAUGUUGUUUUAUCUUGUUCUUAGUCCACCAGAAAGAAAUGUGUAUUGGAAGGAAACUGUAUUCAUGUUUUCCUUGAUGAGAAACAACACUUCUGGAGUCAAUUGUGACCGUUCAUUUUGUGUUCUUGGGGCUAGAGGGAGAGGGACACUUUUGACUUUCCAAAGGAUAGAAAGAAAUGUCCUUCAAUUACUACUGUAUAGAGUAUUCAUGGCCACUGUUCUUGCAAUACUCUUUUCAUCUUUGAGAAGAUGUGAACAUAUGGAUUGGGGAACUAGGGCUGUGGGGUCACUUUAAUGUAAGUAGAAGUAGAAUUGUAGAAUUGAGUUACACCUCUUUGCACCAAAUGUAAUAAAUGUAUCUUCUCCCAGGCAUAUGUGUCAAGCUUAACUGUUUUAAAGAGUAAUAAGUGGAUACAAAGUUCAUGUUCCUUCACAAUCCAAGGCUUGGCUUUGAAUUCAGAUUGCUCCAUAACCUUUAUUUCAUUCAUGCAGACACAUUUCCCAUUACCUUGGGGUUUCAUAUAUGCUGAAAUAAAUGAAAAUGUUUAUAUAAAAAAGGUAUCUUUCUCCCCUGAAUAUUUUUAUUGCUUCAGUUGUCAAUAACUGCAAAUAUUAUUCUAACAAUGAACAUUUCUAGAAAUACGUAAAUGCCUUUCUUUAAA
Messenger RNA from Pseudonaja textilis, 3168 nucleotides. The record is from RefSeq and is a predicted model, not a curated record. Lineage: Eukaryota; Metazoa; Chordata; Lepidosauria; Squamata; Elapidae.